Messenger RNA from Nannochloropsis gaditana CCMP526, 2391 nucleotides. RefSeq names its product mitogen-activated protein kinase 4. The record is from RefSeq and is a predicted model, not a curated record. Gene Ontology annotation, cellular component: nucleus; cytoplasm. Gene Ontology annotation, molecular function: ATP binding; MAP kinase activity. The transcript has 13 exons. Bases 180 to 1802 code for a protein of 540 amino acids. Gene Ontology annotation, biological process: intracellular signal transduction; protein phosphorylation.
CCACAGAGGCUGUUUAGGCAUUGCACGUCCUCCUUCCUGUUGAGUGUAGCACGUGCGCUUUUGUGUCCUCCCAUAGCACACAUCUAAGCCUAUAUCUGUCUAAUUUCGGACUGUGCAGAGAAGUGCGCGUGAUACUGAAGAUUGACUAUCCAGAAACUUCGAACUCUUGAGAGGUAGUCAUGGAGGGGUAUCUGCAAAAGCAAGGAUUUGUUUUCUCGUCCCGCCGCUACUUCGUCCUUACCAACACGGGGCUCCUCUGCUAUGCCAACAAGGAGGAUCGAAGCGAAGUACGGGACUCGUUCCCCCUUGCACCCGAUACACAGGUCGUGGAGAUCAAAAUAAAAGACAAACUCAAAUUGCGGCUGAAGAGUGAGGGUCUCACCUGGACUUUAAGUGCAGACGAAGAUGACGAGGCGGAGGGCCGGCGCUGGGCUGAUGCACUGGCGACGGCCGUUGCUCGUCUCGCCUCGCUUUCUAAAGGUCACCCUCCUGGGGGGCAUGGGGAGGGCACACGAGAGCUUGCCCAUAACCCGGCUCGGAAAGUCGUGGUCAUCGAGGUGGGAGGGCAGGGAGAGAGGAUCUUGCAACAUCUCAUACAUUGUGCUUUUCCCCCAUUUAUCCCCUCCGCCUUCCACUCUGCCUUUCCUCAGGGCACGGAAUUUGUGAUCGACCCUCGGUACGAGGUGACGCGUCGGCUGGGGAAUGGUGCUUAUGGCGUGGUGGUGGCAGCUAAGGACACAGUCACGGGCAAAGCGGUGGCGAUUAAAAAAUGCUUCAACAUUUUCCAGUCGCUCUCCGACGCCAAGAAGAUAGCGCGGGAAGUCCGUCUGUUAAGGCAGAUGGAUCAUCCCAAUAUAACCCGGAUUACAACGGUUAUUCCCCCUCUGAGCGCGACUUUUGACGAGGUCUACAUCGUCUCGGAGCUAAUGGACAUCGACAUGCACAACCUCAUGUACCUGUCGCGGGAAAAAAUCACUCCCGACCACGUCCAAUUUUUCAUUUACCAGGUGCUUUGUGGCAUCAAGUAUAUGCAUGCGUUGAACAUCAUCCAUCGAGACCUCAAGCCCUCCAACCUUCUCAUCAACGCCAAUUGUGACUUGAAAAUCUGCGACUUUGGCUUGGCACGCGGGAUCCAAUCAAACGGCCCGGCGCAGGACAAGGAGUGCGACCUGACUGCCGCCGACGCUGCGGCCCCCGAGAAACCCAAAGACCUCCUUAGUGAGUACGUAGUCACACGCUGGUACCGAGCACCCGAAAUUUUGCUCAAUCCUCGCAAUUACUCAAAGCCUGUGGACAUAUGGGCGGUGGGGACCAUUUUUGGAGAGCUCUUGGCACGCAAGCCCAUGUUUCCAGCGCACAAUUACGAUCAUUUGAUCCGUUUGCAGACCCGAACACUGGGGAGUCCUUCUGAGGAGAAUUUGAAAUGGGUAACGCGAGAAAAAGCGCGCACCUUCAUGCGGUCCCUCCCUCAGUACCCCCGUCGGGACUUCAAAAGUUUGUAUCCGGAGGCCUCCGGCCCAGCUUUAGACCUUCUGGAGAAGAUCCUACAAUGGGACCCGGCCAAAAGACCCACCGCCGCCGAGGCCCUUUCUCAUCCGUACUUUGAUGACAUUCGUGACGCAGACUUUGAGCAGGAAUCAGACUUGAUCAUCGACUGGGGGGACUUGGAGACCAUGCGCACCACGAAACUCAAUCUACAACGGUACCUGAUACAGGAUAUGGUAUCGAUGAAUCCCGAGUCCUCCGCUUUGCUGAAAAUGGUAGCUCAUGAAAGUACCGGGAAGGCCGCGGGAGCCACGUAAAAGCGCGGGGUGGGACGAUGGGAGAGAUGGGGUUGAAAGGGAUUGUGUUGGAAGUGACUGUCCUGUGGCUAGGUAGAAGUAUGGGAGAGAUAAAGUGUAAUGCUACGAUAGAAGCACGCAUCAGGACAAUCAGAAAGAGAAAGGAGACCGCAUGAGGAGGAUCGCGAGCUUUCAACGUGAAACCUCAAGCUUCAGCAUGGUCACAAGGCUUUGGUGGCUAUUCUAUUCCAUGUUAUGGGGGCUUGCCUAUUUGUCAAUUAAGAGAUCGUAUGGACGUCAGCAUCCAGCCUUGAAUAACGCAUGAAUUAGGAAGUGUAGUGCGACAAAGGAAAGCCGUGAAGACAAGCGUGAGGAGAUUCAUGUCAAAAAUCCGGUUCUGUGGCAGUCAAUGAUUGGAGAAGCAACAAAAUGGCACCAGGCAAAGUCCGAGUCAUGGAUUAGAAAAAGAAACAAGGAUACAUAUCAUGUACGCGAAACCAUCGCAUACCAUGCAGGCUAUAUCUGCGCAAGAUGUUGCCUUCUAAGGAUGAGAACCGGACAGGAAAAUAUGAGCUCGGAAGCCGAAAAGAAAGCAAAAAGGAAGACAUUA